UUCAAUUAUUCAUUCUUUUCACGGCACGCCUAUCAGGCGAUGCGUUUUAUACUGUGAUGGCUCUUUUGCACACUAUAGUUUAUUCAUCAAUUUUAUGAUAAUUAAUUUUCAUCGUAAUCGCAUAGUGUAAUUUAUAUUUAAUUAUUUAUUUCUAAGCUUUUCUUGAAAAUGGCGAAUCAGUCCCAGAAAACUGUAUACAAGCUAGUGCUGACCGGAGGGCCUUGCGGCGGAAAAACCACCGGCCAGUCACGUCUUAGUACUUUCUUCGAAAACUUGGGAUGGAAGGUGUUCCGGGUGCCGGAAACGGCUACCGUCCUCUUAAGUGGUGGUGUGAAGUUUGUAGAUCUCAGCCCGGAGGAAGUUGAACCACGACUUAGUAUGUCGAGCGAUAAAUGCCGUAAGGAUUGCAAAAGAUGCGUCGCAGCGGCAGUAGCUCUGGCCAACCAAAACGAUUGUGCUAACAAAUUCCAAGAGAAUUUGUUGAAGACCAUGAUACAAAUUGAGAACACCUUCUUUGAGUUGGGCAGGACGUGCCAGCGUAACUGUCUGAUUAUAUGCGAUCGAGGAGCCAUGGACGCUAGUGCAUUUAUUUCCAAAGAAAAAUGGGAGGCUAUGUUAAGUGCGAAUAACUGGAACUGUGUGGAACUACGUGACAACCGAUAUAACCAUAUUGUUCAUAUGGUAUCGGCAGCAAACGGUGCGGAAGACUUCUAUUCAACUGAGGAACACGCAUGUCGGUCCGAAGGCGUAGAGUUGGCCAGAGAGCUGGAUUACAACGCGGCAGCAUCGUGGGUUGGACAUCCCUAUUUCGACGUUAUCGAUAACUCCACAGACUUCGACAAGAAGAUGAAUCGUCUGAUCGCUUGCGUCUGCCAACGUAUAGGCAUAGACACCGGUGACAGACUCAACGUCAACGCCAAGAAACGGAAGUUCCUUGUCAAAUGCCCACUUCCUGUGGAUGCAGAGUUCCCGAAAUUUCAGGACUUCGACGUGGAACACAACUACUUACAGAGCGACUUCCGUAAAGCUCAGGUGCGGUUAAGGAAGCGUGGGCAAAAGGGCCACUGGUCUUAUAUCCACACUAUGAGGAAAUUCCACCAGAAUGGCCAGUCGGUGGAAGUGAGGACUCAGCUAACACACAGAGAUUACCUGAAUAUGCUUCCGCAACGGGAUGACGCGCACUUCACGAUAUUCAAGAAACGCCGCUGCUUUAUCUACAACAACCAGUAUUACCAACUGGAUAUGUACAGACAACCCACGCAUCCAAGAUGUCGCGGAAUGGUUCUGCUAGAAACGUAUAGCGCUGCGUACGAUCAAGACGCACUUUUGGCAACUUUGCCUAAGUUUUUGACAAUUGAGAAGGAGGUUACGGGUGACCCAGCAUACUCUAUGUAUAAUUUGUCAUUAAAGGAAGAUUGGAAAACAUCAAAAAGGUACUACGCCGGGUCUGGCGCGAACGGACAAGCUAGAAGAAAAGAGAAACUAAAUGGACACGCUGAUAAACUUCACGAUGGCGACACUAAAAUGAAUAGCCAUGGAAAAAUAAAUGGAUGUGAAGAAAAAAUAAAUGGGCAUUCUGAUCAUAAAUUAAAUGGUCACAGCAAAAUGAAUGGGCACGGACCUUUUAAAAUAAGUGGACAUGGACCGAUCAAUGGAAUUUCAAGUCUCCAUGAUAGUGAUAUGGAACAUCUCAAGACAAACACUAUUCAUGUAUCGUCACCAAAGAUGAAAAAAGUUGCUAUUAAGACAUAAAAUUUAAUUAUUUAUAUAUAGA
Molecule: messenger RNA, 1774 nt
Organism: Pieris napi
Lineage: Eukaryota; Metazoa; Arthropoda; Insecta; Lepidoptera; Pieridae
Gene: Ttd14
Product: TRPL translocation defect protein 14
Exons: 10
Coding region: 169-1752 (527 amino acids)
Biological process (GO): photoreceptor cell maintenance
Molecular function (GO): GTP binding; phosphatidic acid binding; phosphatidylinositol binding
Source: RefSeq, a predicted model, not a curated record